UGCUCUGCGUCUGCGCAUGCGCAGUUCUGCCCCAAAACAUGGCGACAGAGAGCUGUGAAAAGUGCUGAAUUCUCGCCACAUUUCGACAAAAUCGCGAAGGUUUGCAUUGAGAUCUCUUCAGUAUCUCAGUCGUUUUUGCAGUCGCUGAUGGUCAGCAUGGGCCGUACGGCACUGAAAGAUCAGAAAGACAGUAAGAAAGAUAAGACAGGCAGAAGUAUGGCCCUCACAGGUCCUGGACCAGUCAAAGUGACUGAGUCGUUCUUAUGGGAGGAGUAUUUAAAAGAGACGUCUGCUGUUCCCGCCCCUCCCAGCUCUUUCAGACAGUCUCGGAUUCCACCAUCUAAUGACUUCAAAGCCGGUAUGAAACUGGAAGCUCGGGACCCUCGUAACUCCACCUCCACCUGCAUCGCCACAGUGAUGGGCAUGAUGGGCGUGAGGCUCCGCCUACGUCUGGAUGGCAGCGACAACACCAAUGACUUCUGGCGAUUGGUCGACUCCUCUGACAUACAGCCGAUUGGAACCUGCGAGAAGAACGGAGACAUGCUGCAACCACCACUAGGUUUCAGGAUGAACGCCUCGUCGUGGCCCAUGUUCCUCCUCAGGACUCUGAAUGGAGCUGAAAUGGCUCCUGCGACGGCAUUCAAAAAGGAGCCCCUGCGGCCUCCUCAGAACGGCUUUAAACCCGGCAUGAAGUUGGAAGCCGUGGAUAAGAAGAAUCCGUACCUGAUCUGUCCGGCCACCAUCGGCGAGGUGAAGGGUGAAGAAGUCUUUGUGAUGUUUGAUGGUUGGAGAGGAGCGUUUGAUUACUGGUGUCGGUACGACUCGAGAGAUAUCUUCCCUGUGGGUUGGUGUGGUGUGACCAAACACAGCCUGCAACCACCCGGCAACAGCAUCUCCAUUCCGAAGCCUCUUCCUACACCGUCCUCUUCCUCAACGUUCUCCAGCUCCAAACCGACACGACGCUCCAUGCAGGCUCCGUAUCGUCUGUCCAUGCCUCUUCCUCAGCUCCCGGUGCGUAAGGGCAUCAGAGGACGACGGCCCAAGAGCGAGACCAUCGCGCUGAUGAAAGCCCUCGCCGUUUCUACCGCCGCCCAGGACACGGACUCAUCGGCAGGGGUCACUCCCCAAAUCACACCCGUCACCCAGCUUAUCCCUCGCCCGUACAAGAAGAGAGGACCUAAACCGGGCAGCAAGAGGAAGUCCAGGAUGUUUCAGAGCUCCAUGUGUAUAGCAGCGACCUCAGACUUAAGAGUGCCCACAUCUCAGAUGAGCGCUGAUGGACAGUCCACUGUGGGUUCCCCAACGUCUGUGGUUUCUACCGUCUGUGUGUAUGUGAACAAACACGGGAACUGCGGCCCACAUUUGGACCGUAAACAGGUUCAGAGACUCCCGGAUCAUUUCGGGCCGGAAGCAGUGAAUCUUGUCUUACAGCAGACGGUUCAGGCGUGUCUGGACUGCGCUUACCAACCCAAAGUUCUUCUGGGAUGCCUGCAGAGUCAAGGAGGGAGCGGAGAGGUGGUCAGGGUGCGCACAGAUGGAGGGACGCGGCUGGUGAAACUUCCAUCUGCAUCCAGCGCUGCAUUCGUCUUGCGUUUCUUGGAGAUGGUGUGCCGACACCUGAUGUGUGAUAAUCUGUUCAGCAGUCAACCGUUCAGUCCACACAACACUUAUGACCGCGGUAAAUCGGUGAAAGAGGAGUUGCUGUCAGACGCUUUGAACAGAGGAGUAAAGCGGAUCUCCAGAGAUUCUCCGCCAUACUGCGCUCCUCUCUCUCCAAAACUCCUGCACACAGACACACACCCAUCAGAAGCUGGAACUCUUCCACCAGAGGAGAAUGGAUUACUGAAGGAACAGAGCUUUAUGGACUCCGCCUCCAAUUCCAUGACGCCCCGCCCACAGACCUUGAGGAGCACCUCAGAAUAUCAGUCUCCACCCAGCAGCCCGUAUUACCAUGGCAACGCUCCACCCCUGCGACGACAGGCCUCCAACCCCCCAACACAGACACACAGACGGGUAGAGGCAGCGAGCUCUACCACAGGUCCUGAUGCUGGUGCAGAUCGUGAUGCUUCGAGGACCUCGGGCAGAGCUCCCUCCUCCUGGUCUAUAGAGGAAGUGAUGCAGUUCGUACGAGACGCAGACCCCACAGCUCUGGCUCCACACGCUGAACUCUUCCGGAAACACGAGAUCGAUGGAAAAGCGCUGAUGUUACUCCGUAGUGACAUGAUAAUGAAGUACAUGGGUCUGAAACUCGGACCUGCGCUUAAACUCUGUCAUCACAUCGAGAGACUGAAGCAAGGCAAACAGUAAACACACACACACACACACUGUUUAGACUGGAUUAAACUGGAUCAGACCAGCAAUCUCACAUCCAGAACAGAGGGGAUGAUGGGAAAUGACUGUGUGCUGUUAACACACUACACUGCUGGACACAUUUCCCUCUCCAGGAUAUCCAUUAACUUUACAUUCACCAGAGACUGAUGAGGAACAUUCAUUCAUGCAGCUCUCUGAGUCUGUGGAGAUACAGAUAUGAUCAUCUACUCUAGUAGCGCCGAGACGGAUCGCUGGAGUUGGUUCUUACGGGACACUUAUCAAGUCUGAUGGUCUUUGUUUAUAUCGCUACCUCCCCGUGAUGUCAUCCCUUACGAAAAUGAACCAGAAGUGGACAAUACUUAAGUAUUUUAGUUACAUUUAACAAGCAUCUGUACUUUAUCAGAGUGUUUGUCUUGGGAAAAAAUUUACUUCAAUACAUUAUAAAUAUUAAAUUAUAAUAACCUUUCUUUUCUAUAGCACCUUUAAAUCAAAAGCUCAAAGCGCUGUACAAAAACAAUUAAAACAACAAAGAUACAGCACACAAAAAAGAUUCAAAUUAAAGAGACCCACUACACUGUAAAAUAAACAUAAAAGACAAUAAAUCAAUUAAAAGCUAACCUAAAAACAUUAAAAGAGAUUUAGAUUAGUUGAUCAAUCUCUCAGCAAUAGUAAAUGACAGCAUUGGACGCAAUCUGGCAAUAUUUCUAAGAUGGAAGAAUAUAAUUUUACAAUCCAUAUAUUUUAUCUUAUAAUUUUAUAUAAUCCAUUCUUUUAUCUUUAGAAAUACACUCAGAAAAAAAGGAACAGGCAUAAUUUCAUUAGGUCUGCAUAGACAUAAAAAUAAACAUAAAUAUUAAAAAGAACAGGGCCCAAUAUUGGCCCCUGGGGGAUGCCAGACUGUACAACAUUAACCUAAAGCAUUUAUUUGCCAUAUUAACAUUUAUUUAAUACCUAAUUACAUUAAAAUUGUAUGCUUUCAUACUUUUGCUGAAGUAAGAAAGUAUUAGAUGUUUAAUGUAAAACAAAAACUUGUAUUUAUGAAAUGUAGUUGAGUAAAAAUGAUACAAAAUAAAAUACUUCAUUACUGUCCACCUCUGAAAUGAACCAUGGCUUUACUACAACCAAAAAACCAUGGUUACUGUAGUAAAACCAUUGUUUUGCUAAUAGUAAUCAAUACACCAAAAAACCAUGGUUACUACACCUUUACCACACAAAAACAUGGUUAAUUUUCGUAAGGGAUCAUCCUGCGCCACAUGGUUUGUGGGUCUAUGAUAUAAAAUAUUUCUGUUUCGUUUUUAAAAACCAAAAGUCCUGCAUCAUGGGAAAUGUGUGGAUGUUAUAUAUUCAGUUCACAUGAUGCAUUCAUAAUUCACAAACAAAGGGUGCGUUUGAAUAACAGUAAAGGUGAAAUGAAAAUCAUUUUCUCACCCUCGUGUCUUUCCUCAUUGAAUUUCUUCCAUGAAACAGAAAAGUUUUGAUCAUAUUUGGUAUUGAAAUCCAAGCGAACCCAAAAAAAAUGUUUUGGGUUUCAGUCAACAUGAGACUGAAUAAAUGAUGACAGAAUAAAUUAGGGUUCAUAGGACUUCUGUCAGCAGGUAAAUCCACUGUUUUUACAUCACAUUUUAAAGUUUAACAUGAAAUAAAGGAGUGUAUCUCAAAAUGUUGUAUAAAAUAUGAUCAGAGUUUUCCAACCAGUCUUGACAGCACUAAUGUGAAAGCCAGGAGUUCAUCUUCAGUGCAGAUAUCUGCUGUCAAAACCCUCAGAUUGUCUUUAUUAAUCUUCGUCUGUCUUUCUGUUGUAUAUCCAAUAUAACCAAUGAUUUAUUUUCCUGUCAUUCAGUUUUAACUCUGAAUUUAGUCUUGUAUUUAUGUUCCAGAACAUUCAGAGAAGUUUAAGAUGUUGUUUGAUUUGGCUUUUUUACAGAAACUACUUUCAUUCGAGUCCUCUGUUAUAAUGUUUGUAUUCUCUGGGUGUCAGGAUUUGAUUUAAUGUAGACGUGAACCUUUCAGACGUCCUCUCCAGAUUAAGCAGUAUUUAAAACACUGUAUUACAACAGUGUAAAAGCAAUGGGUUUGAUAGAUAAAACCCAACGAACUGAAAGUGGUCAUCCGUUUAAAAUCUUCUAUCACUGCUGUAGUGUCAUUGAAAUAUCACUUGUUCGAUUUCGACUGUAUCUCCCAAGUUUUUAUUUUUUUGAAUGCUCAUUGUUAGACCAGACCUCAGUGGUGUACUAUGGGUCUAACCUUAAACCUCAGCAACACGAAUGUACAUUUUUGUAGAGAAGAAAUAUUUUAAACUACACACGUUGUAUGGGGAGGCGGGGCAUGUGAAGAUGAUUUUUGUGGGGCGGGCAGGGGGGGGGUGUUUUUUGUGGGUCUUGUUGUUAAAUGAACCUUGUACUACCUUCCGAUGCUUUUUACUGGGAGGAAACAUCCAUUUUAAAGAACUACAUUUAAAUGGCCUCUGCUUUCCUUUGACACUUCUCAGGUUUCCGCCGUCUUUUGUAACGUAGCAUUUCAAGUUAGUUGUGAAUAUGACGUCUGUACGUUUUAGUUAAGAACACGCAUUUGUAAUAUUGUGCCAUAUAGUAAAUGACAUGAGUGGAUACCAAUGUUAGUUAAAACAUCUAAAGAGAGAUCAAAUACUCAUCACACUUUCGUCUUGGUACCGAUGAUAUUUUUAAUCAUGUUUUUAAAGAUAAUGCAUUGUUCACAUACACAUUUUCAACAUUUUAAACGAUACAAAUAAUAAAUAAAUAAUUUAAACAUGAAA
This is a messenger RNA of Misgurnus anguillicaudatus (oriental weatherfish), 5083 nucleotides long. RefSeq names its product sex comb on midleg-like protein 2. The record is from RefSeq and is a predicted model, not a curated record. NCBI's taxonomy places the organism in Eukaryota, Metazoa, Chordata, Actinopteri, Cypriniformes, Cobitidae. Gene Ontology annotation, molecular function: chromatin binding; histone binding. Gene Ontology annotation, biological process: negative regulation of DNA-templated transcription. Gene Ontology annotation, cellular component: nucleus.